Messenger RNA from Ilex paraguariensis (yerba mate), 2301 nucleotides. NCBI's taxonomy places the organism in Eukaryota, Viridiplantae, Streptophyta, Magnoliopsida, Aquifoliales, Aquifoliaceae. The record is from the annotation of a GenBank genome assembly.
AUGUCAAAGCUUCUUCUUCAUACUUCUCACUUUACCUCAGUGCAACUCGGUACCUUCUCUACAAUUCUCUCCAAACCUCUUCCUCUACCAUUUCUCUCUACUCGCUUCUAUUCUUAUUCCUAUCUCCUUUCGUUCUCGAAACCUCGACCUCUCCUAAACUCUUUCCCCAAUUUAUGCACCCAUCGCAACCUCUCGGUUCGAGCUUUCGAUUCCGAACCCAAAAAUGAGAACGUCGUGACAGAGAAAGAGGACAAAACCGACAAUAUCGAAGCAGAGACCGAGUCUGUGGCCGAAAAUGGUGGUAAUGGGAGUUUAAAGGGUUCUGAUGUUGAGUAUCCGAGUGGUGAGGUUGAGUUCAGAGAGUUCGGUGCAUGGAAGAGGUUUAAUGUGAAGCUGAGAAUGCUUGUUGCGUUUCCUUGGGAGCGUGUUCGCAAGGGCAGUGUCUUGACCAUGAAAUUGCGCGGACAGAUAUCUGACCAACUAAAGAGUCGUUUCUCUCCAGGAUUAUCUCUACCUCAAAUUUGUGAGAACUUCACAAAAGCGGCAUAUGAUCCUCGCAUCUCUGGAGUUUAUCUACAUAUUGACCCCUUAAGUUGUGGAUGGGGUAAAGUUGAAGAAAUUCGGAGGCAUAUAUUAGACUUUAAAAAAUCAGGUAAAAUCAUUGUCGGUUAUGCUCCUGCAUGUACAGAGAAAGAGUAUUACCUCGGCUGUGCUUGUGAAGAGCUAUAUUUCCCUCCAAGUGCUUAUUUCUCUUUGUAUGGCAUGGUAGUUCAGUCUGGUUUCCUUGGAGGUGUUCUUGAGAAAGUUGGGAUUGACCCACAAGUUCAAAAGGUUGGUAAAUAUAAAGGUGCUGGGGAUCAACUUGCACGCAAAAAUAUGUCUGAAGAAAAUCGUGAGAUGCUUACUGCAUUGCUUGACAACAUCUAUGGAAAUUGGCUAAAUAAAGUCUCUCUUACAAAAGGAAAGAAAAGAGAAGAUCUUGAAAAUUUCAUUAAUGAAGGGGUUUACCAGGUGGAAAGGCUGAAAGAAGAUGGCUGGAUAACAGAUAUAAAAUAUGAAGAUGAGGUUCUCUCAAUGUUGAAAGAGAGGCUGGGAACUAGGAAGGAUAAAAAUCUGUCGACAGUUGAUUACAGGAAAUACUCUGCAGUUAGGAAAUGGACUCUUGGUUUAUCUGGUGGUAAAGACAAAAUAGCUGUACUCAGAGCCUCCGGGAGCAUAAGUCGUGUAAGGGGUCCAUUUAGUCUACCUAGUUCGGGUAUUGUUGCUGAGCAAUUCAUUGAGAAGAUUCGUAGCGUAAGAGAGUCGAAAAGGUAUAAGGCCGUCAUCAUCCGAAUUGAUAGUCCUGGAGGUGAUGCUCUUGCUUCUGAUUUAAUGUGGAGGGAAAUCAGACUUCUGGCUGCAUCUAUACCUGUCAUUGCAUCAAUGGCUGAUGUGGCGGCUAGUGGAGGAUACUAUAUGGCAAUGGGGGCUGGGAUUAUAGUUGCAGAGAAUCUUACAUUAACAGGUUCAAUUGGAGUUGUCACAGCAAAGUUUAAUUUGGGAAAUCUAUAUGAAAAGAUUGGUUUCAACAAGGAACUGAUAUCUAGGGGAAGGUUUGCUGAGUUUCCUGCAGCUGAUCAGCGACCGUUAAGACCAGAUGAAGCAGAACUCUUUGCCAAGUCUACACAACAUAUAUAUGAACAGUUUCAAAAUAAGGCAGCCUUGUCGAGAUCAAUGCCUGUAAAUAAAAUGGAGGAAGUUGCGCAAGGGAGAGUUUGGACUGGUAAUGAUGCUGCUUCUCGUGGUCUUGUUGAUGCUAUUGGUGGGUUCUCUCAGGCUGUCGCUAUUGCAAAACAGAAGGCCAAUAUACCCCAGGACAGACAGGUUACUCUAGCUGAGAUGUCAAGACCUUCUCCUUCCCUACCAGAAAUCCUGAGUAGCAUAGGGAAUUCUGUGGUUGGAGUUGACAGAACACUGAAGGAACUGCUGCAAGACUUAUCAUGCUCUGAUGUAGUUCAGGCCCGGAUGGAUGGGAUCAUGUUUCAGAAAUUUGAGGGGGAUUCUUAUAUCAAUCCAGGACUGGCUUUGAUAAGAGACUACCUUAGUUCUCUCUGACCUCAGAUGCCUCUAUCCGUGGUUUGGAGCUCGUGUUUUUCUUCCUUACUCUUUCUUCUUCUGAUAUGUGGAUCCUGGGGCGGUUGUGCAGAAGAGGAUCUUGAUGGUAUCUCGACCCCAGGUGAGGGGUGUGAAAGGAUCUUACCCCGUCCAAGGGAAGGAGGCAAGAUAGAUUGUUAAACAUACACCAGCCACCUUUUUUUUUUU